AUGAACGGAACUGGUUAUUUACAUCGUCCAUCAUCUGUUGGUAUUCUUGCUUGUGAACUGUACAUUCCAUCACUUUAUGUUGAACAAUCGAGAUUAGAAACGUAUGAUAAUGUCUCAAGAGGUAAAUAUUCAAUUGGUUUAGGACAACAACGUAUGUCAAUAUGUUCGGAUCAUGAAGAUAUAUGUUCAUUAUGUUUAACUGUUUUAUCACGUUUACUUGAUGAAACCGGUGUACAUCCACAACAAAUAGGUCGUUUAGAUGUUGGAACAGAAACAUUAAUUGAUAAAGCUAAAUCAAUAAAAACAGUUCUUAUGCAAUUAUUUGUUGAUCAUAAUAAUACAGCUGUUGAAGGUGCAGAUAAUAUAAAUGCUUGUUAUGGUGGUACUGCAGCUAUAUUUAAUGCUAUUCAUUGGAUUGAAUCAAGUUUUUGGGAUGGACGAUAUGCUGUUGUCGUCAUGGGUGAUAUAGCCAUUUAUUCAAAAGGAACUGCUCGUCCAACAGGUGGUGCUGGUGCUUGUGCUCUUCUCAUCGGUCCUAAUGCUCCUGUUGUUUUUGAAUCUGGUUGUCGUGCAACACAUAUGGCACAUGUUUACGAUUUCUAUAAACCAAAUUUAAAUUCUCUUUAUCCAGUUGUCGAUGGUCAUUUAAGUGUUCAAUGUUUUACAUCAGCACUUGACACAUGUUAUACACAAUAUUGUACAAAAUCGCAGAUGAAUCAUGAAACACAUACUCAUACAAGUACAUUAACAUCACGUGAAGUUAAUUUAUCAACAUUUGCCGCUGUUCUUUUUCAUACACCAUAUGUUAAACUUGCACAAAAAUCUUUAGCAAGAUUAUAUUUAAAUGAUCUUAUUCGUGCUUGUCCUUAUAUACCCAGUACUAUGACAGAGAAAUAUAAAAAUCUUGAUAUUCGUACAUUAAUUAAUGAUAAAGACCUUGAACGUGAAAUGAUUGAACAAAGUAGAGAAUUAUUUGAACAAAAGACACUACCAGGACUUUAUUUUUCACAAAAUAUGGGCAAUAUGUAUACACCAUCACUUUAUUAUAGUCUUUUUUCAUUUCUUAUCAGUCAACCAAAUGAAGAACAAUUGUAUGGUCGACGUAUUUUACUCUUUUCAUAUGGUUCUGGUUUAGCAUCAUCAAUGUAUAGUGUUGUUUGUCGUAAAGUUCAUGAAUGUCGUUUUACACUUGCACAAUUACAACGAAGUAUUCAACGUGCACGAUAUCGACUUGAUCAUGAAAGAGUAGAAAUAACACCGGAUUUAAUGGAUAAAUUAUUAUUAGAACGUGAAGAAAAUGAACAUAAAGUACCUUUUAUGCCAAAACAACCGAAUGAAACAUUAAAAUCAGGUGAUAUUUAUUUGAAAUCUAUCGAUAAAAAUCAUCGACGUUAUUAUGAUAAAUUCAUUGCAAAUGACAACAGUGAAAGCGAUAAUAAUGCUGGAAAAAAUAUAGAACAACUCUAUGCUGAGUAUUUUCAAAACCGCCAAACAAGCGGCGACACAAAUGAAUAG
Messenger RNA from Rotaria sp. Silwood1, 1515 nucleotides. NCBI's taxonomy places the organism in Eukaryota, Metazoa, Rotifera, Eurotatoria, Philodinida, Philodinidae. The record is from the annotation of a GenBank genome assembly.